CUUGGAAAUUGUAAUCUGCAGCCCUAAAUUGAGUCGAGCAGCCACAGAGUUAGUUCGAGCGGAGAUGGCAGCGGCGGUGGGGAGGAUGAAGCUGGGCUCGCAGGGGCUGGAGGUCUCCCGCCAGGGCCUGGGCUGCAUGGGCAUGUCCGCCCUGUACGGUCCGCCCAAGCCCGAGCCCGACAUGGUCGCCCUGAUCCACCACGCCGUCGCCUCCGGCGUCACCUUCUUCGACUCCUCCGACGUCUACGGCCCCUUCACCAACGAGGCCCUCCUCGCGAAGGCUUUUCGAGGGGGAAUGAGGAAGAAGGUGGAGGUGGCCACCAAGUUCGGCUACCACAUCGUCGACGCGGCGAACUUCGAGAUCCGCGGCGACCCAGCGUACGUGAGGGCGGCCUGCGAAGGCAGCUUGAAGCGGCUGAAUAUCGACUGCAUCGAUCUCUACUACCAACACCGAGUCGACAUUCGAGUCCCCAUCGAGGUCACGAUCGGAGAACUAAAAAAGUUAGUUGAAGAAGGCAAAAUAAAAUACAUCGGAUUGUCUGAGGCAUCCGCUUCGACCAUCAGGCGGGCGCAUGCCGUCCACCCCAUCACUGCAGUGCAGCUCGAGUGGUCUCUCUGGUCCAGAGACGUAGAACAAGAUAUUAUUCCUACUUGCAGGGAACUUGGUAUCGGAAUCGUCGCGUAUAGUCCUUUGGGAAGAGGGUUUUUCUCUUUGGGACCAAAAAUAGUCGAAACACUAACCGAUUAUGAUUUUCGCAAGAUGGUGCCUAGAUUUCAGCCGGAGAACCUUGCUCAAAAUGGACUAAUAUUUGAAGGUGUGAGCGAAAUGGCGAAGAGGAAAGGGUGCACCACUUCGCAAUUGGCCUUGGCUUGGGUCCAUCACCAGGGGCCUGAUGUUUGCCCCAUCCCCGGCACCACCAAGAUCGAAAAUUUCAAUCAAAAUAUUGGAGCUUUGUCGGUAGAGCUCACUCGGGAAGAAAUGGUCGAGCUCGAGUCGUUUGCCGCGGCGGAUGCCGUGAUGGGUGAUCGGUAUGCGACCACCUCGGGCACGUGGAGGGAAUCUGAGACCCCUCCUUUGUCUUCGUGGAAGGGCCGCCAAUGAACGUAACAAGAAAAACUCUAACUCCUAUCGAAUAAAAGAGCUUGUCUAGCUUCACAUCUAGAUUGAAUAAAAGAGCUUUCUUUGGAGUAUUGGAGCUCUAAUCGCAUUUAUGUUUAAUUUGGUGAAGUCUUGAAAGAUCAAUUUGCAUUGUCUCGCAAUCCUUUAAUAGACGUUAACACUUACACAA
Molecule: messenger RNA, 1289 nt
Organism: Zingiber officinale
Lineage: Eukaryota; Viridiplantae; Streptophyta; Magnoliopsida; Zingiberales; Zingiberaceae
Product: probable aldo-keto reductase 2
Exons: 5
Coding region: 65-1102 (345 amino acids)
Cellular component (GO): cytoplasm
Source: RefSeq, a predicted model, not a curated record